AUGGCUGCUCUCACGAGUUUCCUCUCGCUGCUUCUGCUAGCAGCCGCGUUGUCACUAUCCACACCGGCAGCCUCAACUUCCAGGCGGCUCACCCAGCUCGACCCAACCACCACCACCGCCGCCGCCGGCGGCUUCCAGGUCGCCCUGACCCACGUCGACUCCGGCAAGAACCUCACCAAGUUCCAGCGGCUCCAGCGCGGGAUCAACCGGGGGAACUACCGGCUCCAGAAGCUCACCGCAAUGGUCCUGGCCCAAUCCACUCCCGAAGCAGCCGACGAUGUGGCUGCUCCGGUCGUGUCGGGCAACGGCGAGUUCCUGAUGGAACUCGCCGUCGGGACGCCUCCCGUGUCCUACUCCGCGAUCGUGGACACGGGAAGCGACCUGAUAUGGACCCAGUGCGACCCCUGCACCAACUGCUACAAGCAGCCCACCCCGAUUUUCGACCCCUCGAAAUCCUCCACAUUCGCCAAGCUCCCCUGCUCCAGCACCCUCUGUUCCGCCCUGCCGCAGUCGUCGUGCGGAUCCGACGGCUGCGAUUACCUCUACACCUAUGGAGAUUACUCGUCGACCCAGGGGGUCAUGGCCACCGAGACGUUUACAUUCGGCGGGAACAAGGUAAAGGUUCCGAAAGUCGGGUUCGGGUGCGGGGAGGAUAACGAAGGGGACGGGUUUACUCAGGGAGGUGGGCUCGUCGGACUGGGCCGCGGCCCACUCUCACUCGUCUCCCAGCUCAAGCAGCCCAAGUUUUCGUACUGCCUGACGUCUAUCGACGAUGCCGCGGGGGCCACCAGCACGCUGUCCAUGGGCUCGCUGGCUGGACCGACGGGUAACUCCUCGGCCACGACCGGUUUGAUUCAGAACUCGGCUCAGUCCUCGUUUUACUACAUUUCCUUGGAAGGGAUCUCGGUCGGCGGGACCGGCCUGUCCAUCCCCGCGUCGACUUUCGCGCUGCAGAGCGACGGCAGCGGCGGGAUGAUCAUCGAUUCCGGGACCACGAUCACGUACCUGGAGCGCAGCGCGUUCGACGAGGUGAAGAAGGCGUUCAAGGCCGCGAUCGAUCUGCCGGUCGACAAUUCCGGUUCGACCGGUCUGGACCUCUGUUUCGACCUGCCGUCGGGCGGCGGGUCGGGCGACAUCAAGGUGCCGACCCUGGUGUUUCAUUUCAAAGGGGCGGAUUUGGAGCUGCCGGCCGAGAAUUACAUGAUUGCGGAUUCCAGCGUCGGGCUGGUGUGCUUGGCGAUGGGGAGCUCGAGCGGGAUGUCGAUUUUCGGGAAUAUUCAGCAGCAGAAUUUCAUGGUGCUCUAUGAUUUGGCCAAGGAGAGCUUGUCUUUCACUCCGACCCAGUGCGCCAAAUCGUGA
Messenger RNA from Linum tenue, 1359 nucleotides. Lineage: Eukaryota; Viridiplantae; Streptophyta; Magnoliopsida; Malpighiales; Linaceae. The record is from the annotation of a GenBank genome assembly.